AUGUCUACAAGUUGUAUUUUUUGUAAAAUUAUUGAACGUAAAAUUCCUUCUGUUAAAAUUUUUGAGACUGCUCUAAGUUAUGCAUUUUUGGAUGUUGGACCAUUAUCUGAAGGACAUACGCUUGUAAUCCCAAAAUAUCAUGCUAAAUUUUUGCAUGAAUUACCUGAUGAAUAUUUAGCUGAUAUAUUACCAGUAGCAAAAAAAGUUGCUAUUGCUACUGGCGCUGAACAAUAUAAUCUUUUACAGAACAAUGGUCCGCUUGCGCAUCAGGUUGUAGAACAUGUACAUUUUCACGUUAUCCCUAAACCUAAUGAUGUAGAAGGUUUAGGUAUUAAAUGGCCAUCUACAAAACCUUCUAAAGAAGAAAUAGAUGCUACUGCUAAAAGAAUGUUAGAAAAAUUAUAA
Molecule: messenger RNA, 405 nt
Organism: Funneliformis geosporum
Lineage: Eukaryota; Fungi; Glomeromycota; Glomeromycetes; Glomerales; Glomeraceae
Source: the annotation of a GenBank genome assembly